AUGGAUUCCCGUACCCGCAGAGACAGGCUGAGCAAAGAGAAGCAGCAGUAUUUCUUAGGCAUAGCAAGCAUCCGGUUUGGAGCCCUAGAUUUUGACUGGUGCCGGCAACGGAAUCCGCUCAGUGGGAGCCCAGAUCAGAAGAAUGUGGCUAGUUUGGAGACCAUGUUUAGGCGUGGAUGUGACUGGUCCCCGGAGCAGGUCAGCCAUCAGAUCCCGGCCUUGAUCGAUCCAGCACUGCUCGAAGAAAGUCUACAGAGAGCCGAGAAAAGCCUCUCCCUCGAGGACCUCAAGAAAGAAGACGGGGUAUUUGCGGAACUAGAUCUUGCUGAUGGCAAAGUCAUUUGUCUCAAAGGUGAACACCGAGUUCUGGCCUCUGACGCCACAGUCGUAAACCGGAAAAAGCGUUGGAUUGUUCGUUUGUACUCAACAGAAACAGACCUAAGCGAAGAUGCAAGAAACGACCUAGCAGAUGAAAGGGCGAGCGAGAGGCAAAUGACAGAUGCCGAAUACUUCUACAAUAUCACUUUGUUCUGGUUGAAGAACGGCGAUCCUGAUCAAGGACCCCGGCCCAACCCAUGGUACGCUCAGCUUAUGCGUCAUUCCGAGGGCAAAGCGAAAGACUUGAAGCGGCUAUGGUCGGGUCCGUCUUCUCAAGGAGACUUAUUGAGGCGAUUCCAUGAGAUCCCCGCCCUUUUCUGGGGAAUCAGCCUCGGCAACGUAGGAAAGACAAUAGCUAUGCCGAGACAACAGACCCGAAAUCAGAUUAAACGUGUGUUUGACUUCUGGGACUACAUCUGCUGUCAUGAUGUGGUCAGCGGCAGAGCCUCAGGUGCAUACGCCGGCCUCAACCUCGCCAACAGCGGCGAGAUCUUGCGUAACUUCGACAACACAGAACGAGCCGCCAUCUUGUCUCGGCUCGAAUCAGCCACGACGGAUCGAGUUGUUCCAACGUUAGGGAUUUUCUUUAGGAAUACCCUAUAUCUACAGAGCGUUAUCGAUUGCCUGAGACACCUGGUUCCACGCCACCGUCAGGCGCGGGACCUAUGGGACGAUUUGAAUAACGGAUUUGAAGAGAGAGGCGAUGGCCGUUGCUUGUUACAGGUAUCUGACACUCGUUUCAAACUGGUCCACGUCAGUGAGAUUGACCAAUUCGAGAUCGCACGCAGACAGCUGUGGCUUUUUGCUUUACGAGAAUUUCCAUCCUUACCUCGUGAUGUAACGUCAAAACGAGCUGAGCCCAAGAGCUGCGUGGACGAGGCCAAGCUCUUUGAGCUCGCGGUGCUUGCUCAUAGACUCGGAUGCCGAUCGGACCAGAUAGAUCAUAUACGGGCCAAUGCGUGCUGGAGACAAUCUCCUAUACAGUCCGUCUACAAACAGGAUUCGAAUAUUGAUUCAAAGCCUUACAAGCACGGCAAACCUCAUCCCGAGGACUUGAAGAGGUACAAAAGUUCGCUCUUUCUUUCGAAUCUCCACAAGCCGUUCGACCCGGAAAGUCUUGAAUCAUCUUUCUUCUUCAUCCAGCGAUCGCUCUACUUUGACAUCUAUCCAGAUAAACCGCAAGGUAUCGACGAGUUGCUGCAUAGGGCGGCCGAGGUGGGCGAGUGCGAACUGAUCGACGACGAAUACCGGCCUAGGAUACAGGGGGCCAGUGAACAAUUAAUACGCCAAGAGGAUCAGCUACGCGCAUCCAUUUCCGAACUGCAGGAGAGGUAUGACCAGAAGGAACUCGAAUCAGAAGCACGGGAGGUGAGAAAUCAAGAGGAGGAGGCAGCCCUUUUUCCGUUUGAAGAGGACACCCCUCCGCCCAUGUCCGAAACCUCAGACUUGCAAGAAAUCGAAGAGGACAAUCCACCGCUCACGUCUGAAACCUCAGACUUGCAAAGGAUGGCAUUCCCGGUUGAAAUAAGGAGAAAAACAAGGGUUGUAAAGACGGAGGCAGAGUUGACGGCAUGGUUAGAGGUAAUCGAACAACAAGGCUACAGUAUGGCUGACCAGUAUAUGAGGACGUUGGUGCCUCACUCAUGCUUCAGAGCGUUAAAGAUCGAAAAAAAAGAAGAGGACAGGCUCAUAAUUCUUGUCAAAGAAAACCUGAUAUAUAGUGAGCGUGAUAUCUUGGGAGAUAUUUAUACCUUGAGGGAGAAGAAAAGAGCAAGAGAGGGUUUUCUUCACCGUACGCUGCAAAUCAAGAGGAAUAAGGUAAUUGAAACUGAUGAUGCUGAUGGUACUCUUUAAUUGUAUCCAAUAUCUCUGCGAGAUAGAUCAAGGUUACUCAAUCAAACUGUUUCAGCGAGAUGACCGGGCAUAUGUGUGCUAGAACAUUCAC
Molecule: messenger RNA, 2323 nt
Organism: Fusarium redolens
Lineage: Eukaryota; Fungi; Ascomycota; Sordariomycetes; Hypocreales; Nectriaceae
Exons: 6
Coding region: 1-2232 (743 amino acids)
Source: RefSeq, a predicted model, not a curated record